GCUCUCCUAUAUGAUGCUAUGAUUUAAAAUUUAACACUGCUAUGAAGAAGUAUAUAUAUACACAUACAUAUACACACACACACUUAUAUACAUACAUAUAUAUACACACAUAUACACACAUAUAUAUAGAUAUACACAAACACAUAUAUAUAUACACACACAUAUACAUACACACACACACACACACACACACACAUAAUUUUUACAUUGUUUUUGUACCAAUGAACCCAAACAAACGCAAAACCCAUUUCAAAAUUUUGCUGAAUCGGCGAACUAGGUUGUCAAACCCAAAUCCAAACCCGAAUUGGCAACUUAGCUUUUAUUAAAUAAUGGGCAAUUUUUGCAUCGGGGUUGCUGCCCCCAACAACUCCUAUUGGGCGCAUUACCCCCAAAUCGCUAUUGUGGGCUUCACCCUGGGCCCCCCUUGGGGGGAUACACCCUCAGGCCCCACAAGAGGGGUUUUCCCACCCUGCACUCUCCUGUUAGUUGAUUUGGGGGGGAAAACGCGGUUGUCAAAGUCACCAAAAUUUUAGUCCGGUACCAUGAUUAGUCGUCAAAUACCAAUAGUAAUGUCUUAGCCUAAAAUAAGUUGAUCAAUGAAGUAAAGGGUACCCAACACAUCCAUUUUAUAUCACUUGUCUAUUUACCUUUUCCUUACAUUGUGCAGUCCUAUUGUAUAGUGUACAUCAUUAAUUGGUUAUUUUUAACAUGAUGUUUAUUUUCAUGUCAAAGGUAGAGUUUUUGUUCUAUGUUAGAUUUUGUCAUAGCAUAAGCAUGGUGAUACUUUGAGGGUGUGAUAUAUUGUUUUUUACAUGUUUUGAGAUGUUUAUGUUGGUUUUGAUUGAGGCUAUUGUCCAAAAUUGCUUCUCUUGUGCAAGUUGGCAGCAUUGUUGGUUGUUCGAUGUGAUGUUGAUAUUUGCUUUUCUUUAACACAACAUUUUGGCUCUAUGUUGGCUGUUGUAAUAUCCCUUGUCUGGUCUGAUGUAAAUUCUUGAUGUUUAUAGCUCAAGGAAUAUUAUCAAACAAUUCACAUACAAACUUUUAGCCUGCUGGUCUGAGUCAUCGGUCGGAUAACUUUGUGUGUUAUUGACACCAAGACACAUAAAUGCUUUGCAAAAGAUUUCUAUGAUAUCUAACAUUACAAACUCAAUGCAUAAUGAUUCUUUUGAUAUUUUCAAUGCAUUUUAUGAAUUUCAAAUGACAAAUGUGCAUUUAUUGCCAAGAGACAUUUCUACAAACACUUGGCAUAAAACUGAUAUCAUUAUAGACAUAAUACUAAAUAGGGACCUGCAACUUAUUUUUAAUUAAAUAUACGACAAAAUGUGACUCCAAACUGACUCCCUAUUGAAUGCAAUUGUUUAUACAAACUCAGAUUUGAAUUAUAUAUAUAUAUCUGCUCAAAUCAUAUCAUCUACAGCAACAUUACUGACCCCAAAUUGACAUGGAAACUAAGACAAGAACCUGUUAUAUGAUCGCUCCAAAUGGUAGCUGAAGAAGCAAGCAAUAUCUGGAAGAUGGAGUCUUUCUUGAGACCAAAUCGUGGCUUUUCCCAAAAUCGCCCCUGUUUCUGAAGUGCCUCAGUCCUCAAUUAAAUAACAGCAGCUGCCACGAUCUCCUUUCCACACUAAAGACCAUCAAUUUCUCCUCAAGAUGGGAGCGCUUCAGUCAGAAGGUAAAAUCAAUGCACCAUUUGGCCCUUAUGAGCAAAAAUUGUGGUAUUUCCUAGGCUGAUGGUAAUAUGAAAGAUGUCUGAGAUUAAACUCAGAAAUAAGCAGAUGCUAACAGGUCCUUGAAAAGAAUCAAUGAAAUCCUCAAGCAUUCACAAUGUCUCCAUCAACUUCUUAAAAUCGAACUUAAGCAAAUUGGCCUUGGGCCAUGGAUAAGGCACCAAUGAGAUGACUGAAUUAUCACCUCCCAAAUGCAACCCUUCAAGAGAUGUUUCACUUCCUCAGUUAUGCUAUCUAUGGGAGUUAUUGUUCCCAAAGACAAGUAGAUCAACUGCAGAAACCUUAGGCUCCACAACUCAAUAACACAAUAUAGAUGUCAAGUAAUCGAUGCUAAACAAUGAGACUCAUCCCCUAUUUAUUCUUUUUUCUCACAUGGAUCAGCCUCCCUUCUAGAAGAUUCCCUUUUAUAAAAUAACAUUUAAUUGCACUUUCGAUAAUAUUAAAAUAUCUUUAGGAUAUAAAGUGCAAUUAGCAACAUAUGUGACAUCAUACGUGAGAACACAUUAUCUCACCAAAAAUCAUAUAAAAAUAGAAUGUGAAGCCACAAGCAACUGCCCAAACGACCCUCUCAUAAACUCCUUGGCCUAUGAGGGUCGAAUAAUAGGCCAAACUCCACGAAUGUCUGCGCACUAGUGUGAAGGGGACAUUACAGCUGUUCAAGUUUGGUGUUGGCAUUUGAGGUGGGUAGGUGUAUGGGCAUGUUCUAAAUGUGGCAUGGUUAGUUGGGUGUGUUGUAGCACAUGGAGUGUUGUAGGGUGUUGCAUGCUUGUCUCAAGGAGCUUGUAGUGAAGAAUCAUGCAAUUGGGGCAUUUGUGGAAGAGUUCAGUUUGCAGAGUAGUGAGGGCAAUGGUAGAGUUGGGGGAUAUUGUGAAACGACCCCUUCCUAUUCCACCUUACAUUUUCGAUUCUCACCUAUUGACAUUUUGUCAAACAGUUUGUGUGCAAAGUCUGAUUUUUGCUUUCUGAGUUCUGAUUUAUGGGUUGAGUGUUUAUGUUUUGAUGUCAAAUGUUGAUAGGAGCAUACAAAGUGAAAGUACAAUAUUGCAUUAACAUUAACAACAACUUAUUUCAAUGACAAACCAGGACAUAACUUCAAGUCAGGUCUGAGUACAUACAUUUGCAGGUAUGAUUUAAACAUUUCAGACUGAAAUAUCAUAAAGGAGUUACAUUACACGAUCAACAUUAAAUCUGAGUCACUUCAUCACAUACCCGGAUGGAUUGUGGUCUUUAUAUUGACCGAUGAGGCUUGUAGAAGGUGGAUUAAUGUGAGGCUUGUAGAAGGUGGAUUAAUGUCUGCAGCUGGAGGUUGUAAUAUUCCUGGAGAUUACUGUUAAUUCUCAAAUCAUGAAGAAGAAUGCACAGUAAUACUUCUAGCAUCGAUACUAGGCAUGAAGCACUUGAUGGCGGCUUAUAUGAGCUCCUUCUAAACUCCACAUCCUUGUUGAAGAAAGGUUGAACAAAAUUUGGCUUCCAAGAUCAAAGAGGAGGAGUUGAAGACUGAUUUUAGAAGCUUCAACAAGUGUUGCAACAUCAUUUUCAUACAUUUUCAAGCUUCCAUUGCUUGCAAGAGGAACUAGAAUGACAUCUACAUCUUCCUCCAUUGGCAAUGAACAAAUAAUUGCAAAACAAAGAAAUGAUCCAAAUUCUCCCUUAUGGAAAUAUGUGGACAUUAUAAAACAACUUCCGGGAGGUGGGGGAUUCCGUUGGAAAUGCCAUGGAUGUGAUAUUGAAUGUAAUAGUUCAUAUUAUCGGGUGGUAGGCCAUUUGUGUGGAAUAAAAAGAAGAGGCAUCAAAAAAUGCCCUGGAAAAAAUGGUAAACCUAUACCAAAUGAGACAAUGAUGAAAUAUAUUAGGGAGCAUGAGGCGGUAGAAGAGAGGGAAGCCCGUAGAUUGAACCAAACCGCAUCAAAGAAAACAAAGGGAAUGCAAGGCCCUUCUAAUCCCAGUAUUGUAGUAGAAGACCACCCCUUCUUUGCCACAAAUGAACCUCAAAGUGAACCACCCUUGACACGUAAAAGAACAAAGGGGCCUUUAGAAACCGCAUUCCAAAAUGAGAGUAGAGACAAUGCUGAUCAAGAUAUAGUAAGGUGCAUUUAUGCAAAUGGGUUGUCAUUCAAUGUUGUUCGCUCCCCAUAUUGGAAGCAAAUGAUAAAAAGUGUUAAUGAGGCACCAAGAGGGUAUAAGGGCCUCGGUUAUGAGAAGGUUUGUGGAACAUUAUUGGAGAAAGAGGUGAAGAGGGUUGAAGAUGCAUUGAAACCCAUAAGGGAUUCAUGGGUUGAGACAGGUGUAACAAUUGUUUCAGAUGGGUGGAAAGAUGCUAAAAACUGUCUCUUGAUCAAUGUCAUAGCGGUGUCCCCUAAAGGGGCAAUGUUUUUGAGAGCUGUGGAUUGUGAGGGCCAAAUAAAAGAUGGCCAAUUUAUUGCAGAAAUUCUCAUCUCUGCCAUUGAGUCUGUGGGACCCUGCAAUGUUGUCCAAGUCAUAACGGACAAUGCAAAAAAUUGUAGAGCUGCUGGUUUGUUGGUUGAGCAACACUAUGAUCACAUCUUUUGGACACCUUGUGCGGUACAUUCACUCAAUCUUAUGCUACAAAGGAUUGGGCAAAAAAUAAAAUGGAUCAGAGAUGUGUAUGCAGAGGCUGAGGACAUCCAGAUGUUCAUCACAAACCACUACAUGUCUCAAGGGAUUUUUAGAACCUAUUCUAAUUUGGAGCUAUUGAAGGUUGCUGAGACCUAUUUUGCAUCAAACACAAUCGUCUUAAGACGACUUGUGAAAGUUAGAGUGGCACUAUGCAAUAUGGUGAUCAACACCAAUUGGACUGUAUGGAAGCAAAGUAGCACUGAGAGGGCAGAAAAAAUUAGGGAUAGAAUAUUGAAUGAGAAAUGGUGGGAUCUUGUUACAUAUCUCCUAAGUAUCACUGAGCCCAUCAUGAGCAUGAUUCGCUAUACAGACAUGGAUAGGCCUUGCAUAGGUGAGAUUUAUGAUGGCAUUGAUUCAAUGCUUGAAAAAAUAAAGGUCACUAUAAAUGAAAAAGAGAAUGAUCCUCAGGAGAAAUUCUUCAAAGAACUGGAAGUAAUUAUUGUAGAGAGGUGGAAUAAGAUGACCACUCCUUUGCACCUUCUUGCCUAUGCCUUGACACCUAAGUACUAUAGUAAUCAGUUUCUUGAUAAACCAGGAAGGAUUCCACCAUGGAGAGAUCUAGAAGUAUCUGAUGGGUACAAGGCAGCAUUUCUUAGACUAUAUCCUGAUGAUGAUUUGCGAGAUGUUGUUACAAAUGAGUUCAUAGAAUUCGCAAAUGGGAAUGGUCUAAGUGUUGGUGCACUUCGUCAUAGAUCCAAGAAAGAUGCUCAUAGCUGGUGGUACUUCCAUGGCACAUGCUUCCAACACCUACAACCCCUCGCUAUAAAAGUUUUAUCACAAGUUGCUAGUUCAUCUGCUUCAGAAAGAAAUUGGAGCACAUACUCUUUCAUCCACUCAGUAAAGCGCAAUAGGCUGCUAUCAAAAAGAGCGGAGAAUUUAGUAUAUGUGCAUUCCAACCUACAUCUUCUUUCACACAAACAACAUAACUACACACAAGGGGAAACAAAGAUGUGGGAUAUGGAGCCAGAGCUUACUGAUUUGGAUGCUCCUGCUUCUCAGCUUCUUGCAUUGACACUUGAUGACUCGGAAAUUGAGCCAACUUAUAGUGCAAGUGCAAGUGGCAUUGGCUCAUGUAAUGUCAAUGUCAAUGAGGAGGAGGAGGAGGAUGAAGAAUUAGAUGAUCCAUUUGAUGAUUAAACUUUAAGUUUAUAUUGUUGAAAGUUGAAAUAAUGAUACUUGAAUAUUUUGUCAUUUUGAUAUUAAACUUGAUGUAUA
Cryptomeria japonica (Japanese cedar) is the source of this 5579-nucleotide messenger RNA. RefSeq lists its product as uncharacterized. Gene Ontology annotation, molecular function: protein dimerization activity. NCBI's taxonomy places the organism in Eukaryota, Viridiplantae, Streptophyta, Pinopsida, Cupressales, Cupressaceae. The record is from RefSeq and is a predicted model, not a curated record. Bases 3306 to 5501 code for a protein of 731 amino acids. The transcript has 5 exons.